Molecule: messenger RNA, 1280 nt
Organism: Homarus americanus (American lobster)
Lineage: Eukaryota; Metazoa; Arthropoda; Malacostraca; Decapoda; Nephropidae
Product: zinc finger protein 239-like
Exons: 2
Coding region: 184-1077 (297 amino acids)
Cellular component (GO): endoplasmic reticulum; membrane; nuclear envelope
Molecular function (GO): glutathione transferase activity; glutathione peroxidase activity
Source: RefSeq, a predicted model, not a curated record
CAGUAACAUAUAAACUCUAUUUAAUCAGGAGUAAUAACAAGGGUAUCUGUUCACGCCAUUGUGGGAUUGUCUGGGGGAGGAAUUUGUGCUUGGGGUUGAGUUGUUUUCUUUAUUGGCUGAAUUAGACGUGACACAUCUAAGAGGAUCAUCUGGACAUAUCUCACAGAAUACACACACCACACCAUGGAGUCAUCUGAAUUCCAGGAACAACCUCACACUAGUGAGAAGGCUUAUGAAUGUCUAGAUUGUGGGAAAACUUUUGCUAAGAACAGUGAUUUGAAGAGACAUACAAUGAUUCAUACUGGUGAACGACCCUUUGUCUGUGAAGUUUGUGGCAUGGGCUUUAUAGAAAAGGUGAAGCUCACUGUUCACAUGAGACAUCAUACAGGGGAAAGACCAUUUGAGUGUAAAGAAUGUGAUAAAACAUUUAUUAAGAAAAGUGAUUUGAAGAAUCAUACUAAAACACAUUUUGGGGAAAAAAAUUUCAUAUGUAAUGAAUGUGGAAAAGGGUUCCUUAAAAACAGUGAUCUCAAAAGGCAUACAAGACUCCACACUGGUGAUAGGCCAUUUGCAUGUAUAUUUUGUAGUGCAUGUUUUACAGAGAGUGGGAAGCUGAAGAAACAUUUGAUGGUUCAUACUGGUGAAAAACCAGUUGCAUGUGGAGAGUGCGGGAAGAGGUUUGCCCAAAACUCAGAUCUCCGCAGACACACGAGGGUUCACACUGGAGAGAGACCCUAUGUAUGUGAAGUUUGUAACCAAAACUUUAGCCAAAGUCAUAUAUAUAAGGACCACAUGAAACAUCAUGCUAUGAGAGUAAAUCCUGUUGAGAAAUCCAGUCAAGAAAAAGUGGAUGACCAAAGUGUAGCUGUGUCUCCAACAAUAAGUGCAGUGUUUAAUCCAGCAGGUGAUAUCCAUUCAGAUCAAACCAUGUUCAUCAUUGGAGAAAAUUAUACACCACAAAGUAGUAAACAUAUGGAAGAAGGUGCUGAUUCUUCCAAGUUUCUGCAAGUAAAUGUUAAUGUUAAAGAUGAAGUCAUUGAUAUGAAUGAUGACAAUGGAGUGUAUCAGAAUGUUUAAAAUCUGUCUCAUGUCAUCAAUGUACUGUACUGUAUCCCAUAAUCUUGUAUGUGUAUAUGUGUCAUUUGUUAUGUGUAUUGUUGGGAUUUCUGACCUACCAGAUGGUUGAAGAAAGGUGAUAGGCACUGUGAUUUGUGUUGUUAUAUUGUACCAGAGACAGUAGCUCUAUUACCUGAGAUUUGGCUUCUGAUACUUUGUGUGUA